Molecule: messenger RNA, 321 nt
Organism: Prunus armeniaca (apricot)
Lineage: Eukaryota; Viridiplantae; Streptophyta; Magnoliopsida; Rosales; Rosaceae
Source: the annotation of a GenBank genome assembly
AUGGAGAGCAGGAGGGGAAGGAAUAGGAGCCAUGUAAAGAUGAUGGGUUGGAGAACCUGGAUGUGCUUCAAGCGAUCCUUCCUCCUCCCAACUAAGUGCUUUCUUCUCAAGCUUACUUCACGGUCAAGAAACAAAGCCAAAGAAAUUGCAGGAAAUGGGCAUGGAUUGGUGAAUCUGUACAAAGACAUGGAGUCUUGUGGUGAAUAUGAAGAUAUAAGAGUGAUGUGGGAGAUAAUUCACUCUUGUCCACAGAAAACAAACAGCAGUAAUAGUAGGAAGAGGUCUUCCUCUCAUUGGAGAUUCUGUCUUCAGCCUACUUGA